This is a messenger RNA of Apis laboriosa (Himalayan honeybee), 914 nucleotides long. RefSeq names its product CD63 antigen-like. The transcript has 5 exons. The record is from RefSeq and is a predicted model, not a curated record. NCBI's taxonomy places the organism in Eukaryota, Metazoa, Arthropoda, Insecta, Hymenoptera, Apidae. Bases 122 to 847 code for a protein of 241 amino acids. Gene Ontology annotation, cellular component: membrane.
AGUGAAUCAUUGUUGCAAUGUUGUUAGUAAGUUUGUGCGCUUUUUUUUAAUCUUGAUAAAAUAAGAAAAGAAAAAAUUGUUAUCAUUAUAAUUAAUAAAAAAAUAUUAAUUCUAAGAAAAAAUGGUCAAUGCUAUGAAAUUAUCUCUUGGUUCACGAUGUGUCAAAUAUCUGAUGUUCAUCUUCAAUCUAUUCUUCGUUAUCACCGGUAUAAUUUUAUUAUCCAUUGGAAUUGUGAUUCAUGGAGUUUAUCAUAAUUACCAACAUUUCUUGGAUAAUAAAUUUUUAUCAGUUCCUUCUUUAUUGAUUGCAAUCGGUGCAAUUAUUUUUUUUAUUGCCUUUUUCGGAUGUUGUGGUGCUGUACGCGAGAAUUAUUGCAUGAUAAUUACGUUUACAUCGUUGUUGAUCAUCGUUUUUAUUUUGGAACUCUCAGGUGGUAUAUCAGGAUAUGUUUUGAGAGCUAGAGCAUCGUCGAUUAUUCAAAAUAAAAUGAAAGAUACAAUGAAGAUGUAUACUGAUAAUAAAGAAAUAGCAUAUGUUUGGGAUAAACUUCAGCAAGAUUUUAAUUGUUGUGGAACAAAAAAUGCAAGCGAUUGGAUGAAUACUAUAUCUGCACUUCCGCUCUCAUGUUGUAAUAUUGAAAUGGGGGCUGUAGGAUCGGUAAAUUGUACUCUUGGAUCUUUAACAUUGCAUUCUCAAGGUUGUUAUUCUGAGUUUGUUUCUUUUAUUAAUUCUCACGCUCUGCAACUUGGUGGCGUUGCCAUUGGAAUUGCUUUCGUUCAGGCAAUAGGAAUCUGGUUUUCAAUUUUCUUAGCGCGAUCGAUUAGAAAUAGUUAUGAAACUGUAUAACAUUUUUCAAGGAUUUGAAAAUCUUUACAUAUGAUAUUUUAAAUUAAAAGUUAAUUGUAAACAAAAA